UAAUGUUUGGUUAGAAUGUCGAUACUUAAGAUCUCAAAAUUCUUAAAUGUGUUCAUGAUUAUAAAAUAAUGAGCAAGAAAUUAAAGAUUCGUGCAUUCGCCUAAUUUCAUUAAUGCUAAUACAACUGUGUAAAAGACAUAAAUUCCAAAAUAGUGGAGACUUGUUUUAAGCAAUGUGAAUUAGGUAUGAAUGAACCAAAAAUUCAUUAGAGUUGGAUAAUUAUUUUGAGGAAAAAAAAAAGAGAAAAAUAGAGAAUAAGGUGUUUUAUGCAUUGCCUAUUUAUAAUAAUUCUGAUCCAUCAAAACAAUACGUGAUUCCAUAAGAAUAAUAAGGAGAAUAUCAAAAAAAGACUAUACAAUUUGAAAUAGAAUCACAACGUAAAUUAAAUGAAUUGAAAACUAUUCUUGAUGAACGUGGUAAGAUUUAUAAGUUGUGAU
Paramecium pentaurelia is the source of this 437-nucleotide messenger RNA. Lineage: Eukaryota; Ciliophora; Oligohymenophorea; Peniculida; Parameciidae. The record is from the annotation of a GenBank genome assembly.